Molecule: messenger RNA, 1438 nt
Organism: Cimex lectularius (bed bug)
Lineage: Eukaryota; Metazoa; Arthropoda; Insecta; Hemiptera; Cimicidae
Gene: mRpL3
Product: 39S ribosomal protein L3, mitochondrial
Exons: 8
Coding region: 185-1333 (382 amino acids)
Biological process (GO): translation
Cellular component (GO): ribosome; mitochondrial large ribosomal subunit
Molecular function (GO): structural constituent of ribosome
Source: RefSeq, a predicted model, not a curated record
GCUACCUUUCUGGCUGUUGGUUUCCUAACGGGCAGGUUACGCUGACGAUUUUUACUAAAAAGUUCUAAUUUUUAUUUUUUUUAUUUAGUAUUAAGACAGUUUAUCAUUUUAUCUUUAAUCCGUUAUUGUUGAUGUUUCUUUAUUUUCGAUUGUAAGUUAUUGACUCCGUUUUCGGAGUGCUAGAAUGGCCGGAAUCUGUAACAGGGUCCUGGGCCUGUCGGCGAGGUCGGCUUUCCUACCCGGCAUAAACACUUCGUGCGACCAGUUAAUUUUCCAAAUGUCUAACAUGCAAAUCCGUGCGAAGAGGACCCAAAACCGGCCCAAGCUCAAGUACCCUUUUUGGUACUUAAAGAAGGAAAGAACGCUGUACAAUGAACACUUGACGGAAAGUAAUAUAAAGUUUAUUGAGGAAAUGACGCAUAACAAAUUCGGACCUCCGGCGAUAAUUAGUGGUCUUCCGACGUACCAGAUUUCAAGUCCUUUGAAAGAAAAACCCAUGGAAUAUGGGGAGUGGAACCCGAAAACAAAGAGAUGCGGAUUGAUAACAAGAAAAAUUGGUUGUUAUCCAAUGUGGAAGAAAAAUGGUGACAUUAUCUGGUCAACAUUACUUCAGGUUGUGGAUAAUCACGUAGUAAAAUACACGCCCCCAGAGGAGGUUUCAGAUUUUCAAAAGCCGGAAAGAUUUUUGAGACCAAACAAAUAUGGAAUUUUACUUGUCGGUGCUGAGAGUUCAGAUCCACAGAAGUACACUCGUGAGUACUGUGGGCUCUUUGCGAAUGCGGGUCUACCUCCGAAAAAAGUUUUAGGCCGAUUCAACAUCUCUCCUGAAGCUGCACUUCAGCCAGGCACACCGUUAUACGCCAUGCAUUUUCAGCCCGGUGACGUUGUUGAUGUAGUAGGCACUACGAUCAGCCGAGGCUUUCAGGGCGUGAUGAAGAGAUGGGGGUUCAAAGGCAUGCCUGCAUCCCACGGUGUGACAAAAACUCACAGAAAAGCUGGAAAUAUAGGAGGUGGAGGUGAAAAAGGGAGGGUCUGGCCUGGAACGAAAUUACCUGGACAUAUGGGAAAUAGAAAAAGAUACCUACGUGGGCUUAAAAUUUGGAGAAUAAACACAAAAUUUAAUAUUCUCUAUGUACAAGGAUUGGGGGUACCUGGUGAAACCAACUCCAUAGUUUAUGUCCAUGAUACAGUCUUACCUUUGAAGAAGAAAAAGACAGCGCCCCUUUCAUUUCCAACAUACUUUGACGAGGGGAAGGAGUUAGCGGAUGACCUCUAUGACAAUGAUGUCCAUUGUUUCAAUGAACCUACACUGAUGUUUGAAGAAGGCAAAUAGACGCUUUUGCUCAGUCUUUAGUUUUGCAUUUUUAAUACCUUUUUUAACCACAUGCAAAUUUUCUAGUUGUCUCAAUAAAUUGUAAAUAGAUGUUAUCUUAAACAG